This is a messenger RNA of Coffea eugenioides, 2538 nucleotides long. RefSeq lists its product as uncharacterized. The record is from RefSeq and is a predicted model, not a curated record. NCBI's taxonomy places the organism in Eukaryota, Viridiplantae, Streptophyta, Magnoliopsida, Gentianales, Rubiaceae. Gene Ontology annotation, molecular function: zinc ion binding; nucleic acid binding. The transcript has 3 exons. Bases 1 to 2538 code for a protein of 845 amino acids.
AUGUUGACACAAUCUUUGGAGGCCGUUCAUGAACGGAUUGACCAAUUAGCAAGUGGCCAAAGUCGCUCCAAAUCUGUUCGGGGAAAAACUCCGUUACAUGAAGCGUAUGACUCGAAUAGUGACGAGGAGGAAGUUGUUCGAUGCCCCCGAUAUGAUGCCAAGAGGACCGAUGACUCGUUCAAGGGAGUAAAGAUCAAAAUACCUUCCUUUCAAGGUAAAUCAGACCCAGAGGAGUACUUGGAGUGGGAACACCGCCUUGAGAUGGUAUUUGACUGCCAAAGUUACACAGAGGAAGAAAAGGUUAAGCUUGCUAUCCUUGAAUUCACUGAUUACGCAAUUGUAUGGUGGGAGCAAGACAAGACUAGCCGUAGGAGGAAUAGAGAGAGGCAAAUUGGUUCUUGGGAUGAGUUGAAGGCCGUCAUGAGGAAGAGAUUCAUGCCCAGCCACUACUACCGCGAUCUCUAUCAAAAGUUGCAAACCCUCACCCAAGGCAACCGGAGCGUCGAUGAUUAUUACAAGGAGCUUGAAAUUAUUAUGCUUCAUGCGGACAUUGUUGAGGAUCGUGAGACAACCAUGGCCCGGUUUCUUAGUGGGUUGAGACCCGAGAUAGCCGAAGUGGUGAAGCUACAGACUUAUAUGGAUCUUCGUGAGCCAGUGGACAAAGCUUCAAAGGUGGAACACCGCCUCAAAAGGAGGGGUCCUACACGACCCACUAACACACUGGGUGGAUCAAAUUGGAGGUCUUAUGGCCUUAGGAAAGAGGAGAAACCGACUACGGGAGUCUUCAGUGGAGCCCAACGAAAUGAAGCCAAGCCCGAAGGCUUCAAAAGGGACCCCAAAGCGGUGCAUGAUAUUUCUAAGAUCCGUAACCAUGAGACCAAAUGCUUCAAAUGCCAAGGGUUUGGUCACAUUGCAUCUCAGUGUCCAAACCGACGAACCAUGAUCUUGCUUGACAAUGGGGAGGUGGUUAUGGAUGACGAAGGGGAUGACCAUGAAGGAAUGCCUUCCUUAGUGGAAAAUGUGACGCCCCGAAAAGUGUGUAGUCUCAUUAUUGACCCCGGGAGUUGCACAAAUGUGGCAAGUGUGACACUAGUGGAGAAGGCCGCCCUUCUCACAAUCAAACAUCCUCACUCUUAUAGGCUUCAGUGGUUGAAUGACAGUGGGGAUGUGCGGGUCACGAAGCAAGUCGUGAUCCCUUUCCGCAUUGGUCGCUAUGAGGAUGAAGUCCUCUGUGAUGUAGUGCCAAUGCAAGCUACACAUGUGCUAUUGGGGAGACCAUGGCAAUAUGACAAAAGAACUAGUCAUGAUGGUUUCACCAAUAAGUACUCAUUCAUACACGACAACAGGAAGGUUACACUUGUUCCUCUCACUCCUAAACAAGUGCAUGAGGACCAAAUGUGGCUACAUCAAGAAAGUGAAGAGCAAAGGAGGAUGAAAGGAAUCGAGAAGAGGGAAGGCAAAAUGGCCUUAAAUGAGUCGGCCCUAGAGCAAAAAGUCGAGAGGAAGCAAAGUAUGUUUGCGAAAGCUAGGGAAGUAAAAAGGGCUUUACUUUCUCACCAACCUUUGCUUAUGUUAGUAUGUAAAGAGGUAAUGCUCGCUUCUAAUGACUCUACUAACUCCUUACACCCUCGUAUGCGAUCAUUGUUGCAGGAAUUUGAAGAUGUGUUUCCCGAGGAGAUCCCGGACGGGCUACCUCCCAUCCGUGGAAUUGAACACCAAAUAGACCUCGUUCCAGGUGCACCGUUGCCCAAUAAAGCCACAUAUCGCAUGAGUCCCGAAGAAACAAAGGAACUGCAAAGGCAAGUGGAUGAAUUACUCAAGAAAGGUUGGGCGCGUGAGAGCUUAAGUCCUUGUGCCGUCCCCGUUAUCUUGGUGCCAAAGAAGGAUGGAAGCUCACGCAUGUGUGUAGAUUGCAGAGCCAUUAAUUCGAUAAUGGUAAAGUAUCGUCAUCCUAUACCUAGGUUAGAUGACAUGCUAGAUGAACUAAAUGGAGCUGUGAUUUUCACGAAAAUUGAUUUAAAGAGUGGAUACCACCAAAUUCGAAUGAAAGAGGGUGAUGAAUGGAAAACGGCCUUUAAGACUACUUAUGGAUUGUAUGAAUGGCUAGUCAUGCCCUUUGGUCUAUCUAAUGCCCCUAGCACAUUCAUGAGGCUAAUGAAUCAUGUGUUACGCCCUUUUCUUGGUAAAUUUGUGGUAGUCUAUUUUGAUGAUAUCUUGGUCUAUAGUCGCGAUCUUAAUGAGCAUAUGGAACAUUUACGAGCUGUUUUAAAUGCUUUACGCCAAGCCAGCUUGUUUGCUAAUUUGAAAAAGUGUUCCUUUUGCACUAAUCAAUUGGUCUUCCUAGGAUACGUCAUUAGUGCACAGGGAAUACAGGUAGAUGAAAGCAAGGCUAAAGCCAUUCAAGAGUGGCCUACACCAAAGACGGUGAGCGAAGUAAGGAGCUUUCAUGGAUUAGCUAGCUUCUAUCGGAGGUUUGUGCGAGACUUCAGCACAAUUGCCGUCCCCUUGACUGCCGUAUUGGCAUUGGAGCUGUGUUGA